GUCUUCGUGGUCUGGCAAAACAUCAAUUCAAAACACAACACUUGGUGUCAGCUGUGAACCUGUAAACUUUACGCAGCUACUCAGCACCUUGCAGACCAGUCGAAAUACCAAGAAAUUUGCCCCGAACGCAACAAUUUCAGAAUCUUUAUGCACUGCUAAUUCUUUAAGGAGAAAAGCUGUUGUUAGAGGGUAGGGAGCUGAAUGAGGAAGCCGGGGUUGAGAGUGCUAAACGCGGUAUAGUUGUGGAAGAAAGACUCGCUGAUCAGCGCGUAGAUGGAGAUCUGCUGCUAAAAUUGUAUCGGACACGUUUUUUUGUAUUUUUAAUUUUUGUUUUUUGCAAUUUACAGAUUACGAAAAGACAAAGGGGGUGUGUAUGUAGCGAACUGCUGCAUUAUUUUCAGAACGUUUUGGUUUUUUUCACAGAUCUUAAUUGUAAUUUUGGAGUAUUGGUGAAUUCGGAUUCCUGUAUACACACCAUCUGCAGUGCCAAUGCGGCUGCAGUGAAGUAGGAAAAAAACAGCAAUUACAGGUCUACAAUUUUACAAGUGGAAGAACAACCUUGGGUCAAGAUUGGUUAAAACUAUUGGACUGAGUAUUCAUCCUGGGAAAAUAAACUGUAUUGAAAUUGUAGAAAUGGCAUCUGUUCUGUGGAAAUUGACUUGUUUGACCUUUUACUUCAUGCCAUUUCUAACAACUGUGUCUGCCUCUAGGCAAUCUGUGCACGUCAACAAGGAAUUCAGCACUUUCCAUUUAGAAAAUUCUGAAUGGACUUUCAACCACUUGGCUGUGGAUGUAAGAAAUGGAAAUGUUUACAUGGGUGCUGUAAAUAGAAUCUACAAACUUUCAGCUGACUUGAAAGUCCAGGUAUCCCACCAAACUGGACCAGAUGAGGACAACCCUAAGUGUUAUCCUCCAAGGGUAGUUCAGCCUUGCAAUGAGCCGCUAACCAUAACCAACAACAUUAACAAAAUGCUGUUGAUAGAUUACAAAGAAAAUAGGUUGCUGGCGUGUGGUGGUCUUAACCAGGGGAUCUGCAAGCUGCUAAGACUAGAAGACCUCUUCAAGCUUGGGGAGCCAUCCCAUAAGAAGGAGCACUACCUGUCUGGGGUGAAUGACAGUGCCUCAGUGUUUGGGGUAAUUGUCUCCUACAAGGACUCGGAUGAUAAGCUUUUUAUUGCCACUGCUGUUGAUGGCAAGCCAGAGUAUUUCCCUACCAUAUCCAGUAGGAAAUUAACCAGGAACUCUGAAGCUGAUGGGAUGUUUGCCUAUGUGUUUCAUGAUGAGUUUGUGGCUUCCAUGAUCAAAAUCCCUUCAGAUACUUUUACUAUUAUUCCAGACUUUGACAUCUAUUACAUCUAUGGUUUCAACAGUGGAAACUUUGUUUACUUCUUGACUCUGCAGCCGGAAAUGACCAGUCCUACUGGUUCCAUCACCAAGGAACAGGUCUACACAUCCAAACUGGUUCGACUCUGCAAAGAGGACACAGCAUUUAAUUCAUAUGUUGAGGUUCCCAUUGGCUGUGAGAAGAAUGGAAUUGAGUACCGGUUACUUCAGGCUGCCUACUUGUCUAAAGCUGGUUCUAUUUUAGCCAGGUCACUGGGCGUCAGUCCUGAUGAUGAUGUCCUAUACACCAUUUUCUCCAAAGGGCAGAAACGGAGGAUCAAGUCUCCUGAGGAAUCUGCCCUUUGUGUCUUUGUUCUAAAAAACAUUAAUGACCGAAUUAAGGAUAGGCUUCAGUCUUGCUACAAGGGAGAAGGAACUUUGGAUUUGGCCUGGCUUAAAGUCAAGGAUAUUCCUUGUAGCAGUGCACUUUUAACUAUCGAUGACAAUUUCUGUGGGUUGGAUAUGAAUGCACCACUGGGAGUUUCUGAGUUGGUGAGGGGUAUUCCCGUCUUCACGGAGGAUUCAGACAGAAUGACUUCAGUCAUUGCAUACGUCUACAAGAAUCACUCGCUGGCCUUCAUAGGAACCAGGAGUGGCAAGUUGAAAAAGAUCAGAGUUGAUGGGCCUUCCCAGGGUACCCUGCAGUACGAGGCCGUUCAAGUGGUGGAAAGUGGUCCAAUUUUGCGAGAUAUGGCCUUUUCAGCGGAUCAGCAGUACCUGUAUGUCAUGUCUGAAAAGCAGCUGACCCGGGUGCCGGUGGAGUCAUGUGGACAGUAUACAACCUGCAGCAAGUGUCUUGGCUCUGGGGACCCUCAUUGCGGAUGGUGUGUUCUUCACAAUACAUGUACUAGAAAAGAGAACUGCGAGCGCUCCAUGGAACCCCGAAGAUUUGCAUCCAAUAUCAAGCAAUGCGUCCGGCUGAGUGUUCACCCAAAUAAUAUUUCUGUGUCACAGUACAGUGUGUUGCUGAUCUUGGAGGCCCACAAUGUCCCUGAGCUCUCAGCAGGUGUAAACUGUACUUUUGAAGACUUGGCUGAGAUGGAUGGUCUGGUCGUAGGAAAUCGCAUUACGUGUAUUUCACCAGCAGAGAAAGAAGUGCCUCGAAUCAUUACAGAUAAAGGAGACCAUCAAAUCGUUCAGCUCUACCUGAAGUCCAAGGAAACCGGGCUGGCAUUUGCCAACACAAGUUUUGUCUUCUACAACUGUAGUGUUCAUAAUUCGUGCCUGUCUUGUGUUAACAGCCCCUAUCAGUGCCUCUGGUGUAAAUACCGGCAUCUGUGCACCCAUGACCCACGCGCUUGCUCUUUUCAGGAGGGGAGGGUCAAGCAGUCAGAGGAAUGCCCACAGCUACUUCCCGCAGAGAAGAUCCUUGUCUCUGUUGAAGUGGUGAAGCCUGUCACUCUGAGAGCUAAGAAUCUACCCCAGCCUCAGUCUGGUCAGCGAGGGUACGAAUGUGUUCUGAACAUCCAGGGAGUGGAGAAGAGGGUGCCUGCAUUGCGCUUCAAUAGCUCCAGUGUCCAAUGCCAGAACACCUCUUACUUGUAUGAAGGAAUGGCGAUUAGCAGCCUCCCAGUAGAUCUAAUGGUUGUGUGGAAUGGUGAUUUCAGCAUCGACAAUCCAGCAGAUAACAAAGUUCAUCUGUACAAAUGUGGGGCUAUACGGGAGAGUUGUGGCAUGUGUCUGAAGGCAGAUCCCCAUUUUGGCUGUGGUUGGUGCAAAGGGGAGGACAGAUGUACAUUGAAACAGCACUGCCUUCUGCCAGAGUGGCUGGAGUACUCCGGGAUGAACAACAAGUGCACGAAUCCAAAAAUAACAGAAAUAACUCCACUAACAGGUCCCAGGGAAGGUGGCACCCGGGUGACAAUACGUGGGGAGAAUCUUGGCCUAGAGUUCAAGGAGAUCGAGGCGCACGUCAAGGUGGCUGAGGUGGAGUGCACCCCAGUACUGGAGGGAUAUAUUCCAGCAGAACAGAUUGUGUGUGAAAUGGGACGAGCUGAGCACAGCCAGUAUGCUGGAUAUGUGGAGGUCUGUGUGGGAGAGUGCCGGCCCGAGUUCAUGGCAAGAUCCUACCACUUAUAUUACUUUGUGGUACCAAACCUGUUGGAGCUGAAGCCUAGUCGAGGCCCUGUGUCUGGGGGUACUACUGUAACCAUCACUGGAAGUAACCUUGACGCCGGCAGCAAUGUCUCCAUCAUAUUCAAAGAUCAGAUGUGUGUUUAUCACAGGAGAGCAGCUAAAGUGAUAGUGUGCAAGUCCUUGGCCUCUCAGCAUGGGUAUGGGAACGUCACUGUGUCAGUCAGGGUGGACCGAGCCAAGAUCCAAAAGGAGUUGCAGUAUGAAUUUGUGGAGGAUCCCACAAUCUCCAAACUGGAGCCAGAGUGGAGUAUUAUAAGUGGUAGUACACCUGUAACAGUGUCAGGAACCAAUCUGGACAUCAUUCAAAACCCUCUAAUCCGAGCCAAGUACAAUGGAGUGGAGACUGUCAAUACCUGUGAAGUACUCGACUCCACCACAAUGAUCUGCCAAGCGCCAGAAUUAGCAGUGAGUUCAAACUAUCAGUCUGAUAUCGUAGAGCGUCCAGAUGAGUUUGGGUUCAUUCUAGACAACGUACAGACACUGCUGAUAUUUAACAACACAAACUUUAUUUACUAUCCAAACCCCACGUUUGAACAUCUGAGUCCCUCCGGAGUAGUGGAGCUAAAACCUGGCUCUCCCAUCAUACUAAAGGGUCGGAACUUGCUUCCUCCUGCGCCUGGUGGGAAUGCCAAACUGAAUUACACUGUGCUGAUUGGAGAGAAGCCUUGCACUUUAACAGUGUCUGAGACCCAGUUAUUGUGUGAAUCACCCAAUCUUACUGGGAGGUAUAAAGUACUGGUACGUGUUGGUGGGAUGGAGUUCUCCCCUGGAGUAGUGCACAUCUCCUCAGACAGCCCGCUCAGCCACACAGCUAUCGUCAGCAUUGCAGGGGCGGGCGGCCUGCUCAUCAUCUUCAUUGUGGUGGUGCUCAUCGCCUACAAGCGCAAGUCCAGAGAGAGCGACCUCACCCUCAAGCGGCUGCAAAUGCAGAUGGACAACCUGGAGUCCAGAGUGGCUUUGGAGUGUAAAGAAGCGUUUGCAGAGUUACAGACUGACAUUCAUGAACUGACCAGUCAUUUGGACGGAGCUGGAAUCCCAUUCCUCGACUACCGGACCUACACAAUGAGGGUCCUCUUCCCUGGGAUUGAAGAGCAUCCUGUACUAAGAGAUCUGGAGGUUUCUGGAUACAGACAGGAGCAGGUAGAAAAGGGACUGAAACUGUUUGGCCAGCUCAUCAACAACAAGGUGUUUCUCUUGUCAUUUAUCCGCACCCUGGAGUCCCAACGCAGUUUUUCCAUGCGGGAUCGGGGGAACGUCGCUUCGCUGAUCAUGACAGUUCUGCAGAGUAAACUGGAGUACGCCACAGAUGUGCUGAAGCAGCUGCUGUCAGACCUCAUCGACAAGAACCUGGAGAGUAAAAACCAUCCCAAACUGCUUCUGAGGAGGACUGAAUCUGUUGCCGAGAAGAUGCUGACCAACUGGUUUACCUUCCUGUUAUACAAGUUCCUCAAGGAAUGUGCAGGGGAGCCUCUCUUCUCUUUGUUCUGUGCAAUCAAACAGCAGAUGGAGAAGGGACCCAUUGACUCUAUCACCGGCGAGGCUCGGUAUUCACUCAGUGAAGACAAGCUCAUCAGACAGCAAAUAGACUACAAGACACUUCUUGUGAACUGCAUAAACCCUGAUAAUGAGAAAAGUCCUGAGAUUCCAGUGAAAAUCCUGAACUGUGACACCAUCACCCAGGUCAAGGAGAAGAUUCUCGAUGCAGUAUACAAGAAUGUGCCCUAUUCCCACCGACAAAAAGCAGCUGACAUGGAUUUAGAGUGGCGCCAAGGGAGAGGAGCAAGAGUUAUCCUGCAAGACGAAGAUCACACCACCAAGAUUGAGAAUGACUGGAAGAGAUUGAAUAUGCUGACACAUUAUCAGGUGCCAGAUAGCUCAUUGAUGGCUCUUGUUCCAAAACAAGUCACCUCAUACAACGCAGUCAACAACUCCACCGUCUCCAGAACCUCAGCCAGCAAAUAUGAGAAUGUGAUCCGGUACACAGGCAGCCCUGACAGCCUACGUUCACGUACUCCAAUGAUUACACCCGACCUUGAGAGUGGGGUCAAAGUGUGGCACCUGGUCAAAAACCAUGAACAUGGAGACCAAAAGGAAGGAGACAGAGGCAGCAAGAUGGUGUCUGAGAUUUAUCUGACACGGCUCCUAGCCACCAAGGGCACGUUACAGAAAUUUGUUGACGACCUCUUUGAGACAAUUUUCAGCACAGCCCACAGAGGGAGUGCCCUACCUCUCGCCAUCAAAUACAUGUUUGAUUUCUUAGACGAGCAGGCAGACAAGCACUGCAUCCAUGACCCGCAUGUGCGACACACCUGGAAAAGCAACUGCCUGCCAUUAAGAUUUUGGGUGAACGUGAUCAAGAACCCACAGUUUGUCUUCGACAUCCACAAAAGUAGCAUCACAGACGCCUGCCUCUCAGUAGUGGCACAGACCUUCAUGGACUCCUGCUCAACAUCUGAGCACCGGCUGGGCAAAGACUCCCCCUCCAACAAGCUGCUAUAUGCCAAGGACAUUCCCAAUUACAAGAAUUGGGUGGAACGGUACUACUCGGACAUAGGCAAAAUGCCUAUCAUCAGUGACCAGGAUAUGAAUGCCUAUCUUGCUGAACAGUCCAGAAUGCACAUGAAUGAGUUUAACACAAUGAGCUCGCUCAGUGAGAUAUACUCCUAUGUCAGCAAAUACAGUGAGGAGAUUGUGACUGCACUAGAACAGGAUGAUGCAUCGAGAAAACAGAGACUGGCAUUCAAGCUUGAACAAGUGAUCACUUUCAUGAGUAUAGACAGCUGAAAACCACUGGCCCAGGAAGUGCUGGCAGAGUAGAAACCGAGCCGUGCCUGAAUGAAGACUGUCAUCUUUUUACCAUCAGCAAGUUCCAUUUGGCUACAAGCACUGUCACCAGAUUAUCUCUGCUUUGCGCUACUUGUGGGGAAAAAAAAUAAUACCUAGGGGUGACUGAACUUAGCAUAUUUUUGGCUUCUGGUUGUGCAAUGAUAUUCAUUUAAUGACUCGCCAUGGAAAUACAUCACUAUGAAAACCUAUGAACAACAACAACAACUUGUAGAUGUAAAAUUGCUGUGCUUCCUUAAAUGGAGAGCUUACUCUAGUCUGAUGUAUUGAUAUUACUCUUGGUAUAUUUUAAGUGCUGCUAGAACAGUCCAGUAGAGCAGUUUGGGGAUCAUUGUUGUCAUCAUCAAUUUUCUAUUUAAAUACAAAAGGUAUCGAAAAAUGUUAAUAUGGAUUAAUAUACAGCUCUCAGAAAAUAUUUUCUGUUUUUUAUUAAAUGCUGUGAAAUGUUUAAUGAUUAAAAAAAAAAAAAAAUGCCUGAAAGAGGAAAUGCCACUGACAAAUGAGGAUACAACUACACCCACGUCGCGAUUUACGCAGAUUUUGUUUACUCGUUUUUGGAAUAAGGCGGACGUUGUAUUUAUACAAUUUUUUAAUACACGCGGACGUUUGUUUGGAAUUACGCGGUUUGCGCACCAGUCUGUAACCCAUUAACCCCCACCUCUCCAAUACCACCAGCACCAGCAAGCCACCCCAGCCAGCAUUCAAUGUAAGUGCAGUAUCAAAACUUUUCAUUUAAAAAUGAUUUUCUUAUUUUAGAUAGGCUUUUUAAUGUCUUUAUUAUUGUCAGUAACAAAUAAGCACAGUUUAAAAUAAAACACAGUGAAUGAAAUAGACGUACAAAUGUGUUUUGAGGCAGCAUUUCCCCUAACCCCUACCAUUUCCUUUAUUUCUUAUGGGGAAAUUAAGUUUGAUUUACGUGUUUUUGAAUUACGCGCCGAUUUUCAAGAACGCAUCUACCGCGUAAAUCGAGAAGUGGCAGUGUUGUGCAUUUCCUUCCCUUUCUCACCUUUAAAAAAAAAAAUCUAAAAUGUAAGAUGAUCUGAAUAUACUUAGGUGACAAUGGAGCACGUGUUUUUAGUUGGGGUCUAAUGUCUUGUGGCAAAAGUCCUGAUGUUAAUUCUCAGAGCUGACCCAGUAUGGUUAACUGAGGUGUGUAUGCUAUAUACAGCAACUACUGUAUAUUCACCACUAUUACAAGUUACACUUGUUAAUCAGAUUUAUGAAUAGAUACAGAUGAAGCAUUGUGAAUGCAGUUUACAAACUUUUUUUGUACAAAAAUGCACUUUUAUGAAAGACAGAAAUUCCAACAAAAAAGGCUUAAUUUCACAAUUUGAGUAUGUAAAGAAUCUUGGAAGUGCUUGGAAUUUUAAAGUACGCUCGGUUCCAUUUAAUAUUCUAAAACUACAAGUUAAUUGAAUGUACAGCAAGGCUGAUGGUGGUAACAAUGCUUGUUUAUCCGUGUGUGUCUCCACUGCUGAAGUGAAGUGGUUAGGAGGGUCGUGCACAAUAUCCCUCUGUAAAGAAAAAUUGAUUAGAUAUACCCAGUUGUAAAACAGUCCACAGGCAGUGACUUUUUAUUUGAAAUGCCUGGUCUGGAACAAGGACAGUUUUAAAUAACUGAGGAGUACAAAAAAGAUUGAAAGCAAAUGUUCACAGCAAAUGCUGAUUUUACAUAAUGUCUCUAGACUGCAGAACUGGGAAUUCUAAACUGCCACUUACAGUAAUGCACAGCCAUUUACCUAAUGGGUAAAAACAUGUUUUGGACAUUUUAACUGCAUUUUGAAGACUUUUAUAUCACUGGAUUUCCAGUGAUGACUUUAGUGAAAUGAAUGGACAAUGCUGACCAGCAAAAAACCAAAGGAGUCAGAUUUUUUUUUUUUUUUUGAAGUGCCACAUUGAAACAAAAUAAAACAAAUAUACUAUUUUAUUUAUAGCCUCAGUGUGUCGAAAAAUCUGUGGGCAAGCUGGCUUUUAUUCCUGUCCGUUGUUUUGGUUUUUUUUAGCACACUGUAAAUGUUGCUGAAUACAAUUACCAUUUUGCACAGCAAUAGACGAACAAGAAACCCUUGAAAGAAAGUUCACUUCUUCUUUUGAAGGUACAGAAUUCUUACAUUGAGAUUAAAACAAGAUCUCAAAGAAUUUUGGGAAAAAAAGUUCAGAACAUUGUCAAAAGACAACAAAGCAGCCCUCCCUCCCUUCUACCUUCAAGCUUUAUUUUGCCUUGAAAUGUGCCAGACUUGUGAUGUGAAUGUGUGGAUGCCUCAGUAGGCCCAGGUUGGGUCGUUGGCUUUUUAAGCGCAUGUACUAUAA
Polyodon spathula (Mississippi paddlefish) is the source of this 8673-nucleotide messenger RNA. Its product is annotated as plexin-A4-like. The record is from RefSeq and is a predicted model, not a curated record. Lineage: Eukaryota; Metazoa; Chordata; Actinopteri; Acipenseriformes; Polyodontidae. Gene Ontology annotation, biological process: semaphorin-plexin signaling pathway involved in axon guidance; regulation of GTPase activity; positive regulation of axonogenesis. Gene Ontology annotation, molecular function: semaphorin receptor activity; protein binding. The transcript has 32 exons. Bases 634 to 6303 code for a protein of 1889 amino acids. Gene Ontology annotation, cellular component: semaphorin receptor complex.